AUGGAUGAGUUUAAGGAGCAGUUAAUAAUUAAGAAAAGUGACCAGCUUCAUCAUGAGAUCAGAACAUGCAUUUGCGAGUUAGUAAAGAUAUCGACUUCUUCAUCAACUUCGGCAGUCGAUAUAAUUCCAUUAACCAAUAAGCUUACUGUUAGGAUAGUCAAUUUCAUCAAUGAAUUCGAACCUAGGCCAAAGCUCUUAGAGGCACAUCUUGCGGAGUACAUUGAAUCAUUGACCAAUUUGUAUUUAUCAUCGAAAUAUUCCAUCAUAAAAUCAUCAAUUGGGGAGAUCGUUUACAAUUUUGCUAAGAUCCGACAAUUUAAACAAGUUGCUUUGUAUUUCUCAAGUGAUUUAUAUAUAAUUAACAAGUUAAUUAGGCUAAGUUCUGAAUUGACCAAUGAAUUCGAGAUAUUUUUAUGUUUGAUCUGGCUAUGCAAUCUUGUCUUGGUUCCUUUUAAUUUUAACAAUAUUGAUCCUGAUUUGCUGAAUAAAUUAUAUGAAAUUGGCCAAAGGAAUUUGCGGAAAUAUAAUAACGGAUCCAAAAAUCAAGUCAUUUCGCUGAUUCUUUUAUCAAGAUUACUUAGUAGAGGUGAUUGUCAAGCUCUUUUGGACAAGUAUUUUGAACACACAAAGGUCAAUUGGCUAAAUGAAUCCGACACGUCAAAAUUAGGUUAUUACUUGUGUAUCAACAAACUACUAAAACGUAAACAACUAUGCGAAGAACAACUUUCAGUCAUAUAUCACCUUAUAAUUGAUGAUUUAUUAUUUUCCCCUUCACAUCAAUCUGUCUUGAAUAUCCUUUAUCUGAUCAAAAUAUUGAGCAAAUUGGCAAUUUAUUAUAUCAAAACUGGGUCAUAUCCACAAGUCCAAGAUAUUGUUAAUAACUUAAUUAAUGAUAUUAUGAACAAUAUGAUAAAUCAAUUUGAUACAAACCUACGUUAUGCCUUCGCCAAAAGCUUAAGCGCAAUUAUCAAACAAUUAUCCUUUUCAGCAACCAAUUAUCAGGAUCAAUUAAUCAAGUACGUUAUUGACCAGCUCGAGCUUCCCCAAAAUUACGAUGACAUUAAUAUAGCCAAAACCCAUUCUAUAUUACUCACUUUGGGAUAUAUUACCCUAACUAAAAGUCUUCCUGAACGGUAUGUCUCACAGCUUUUAGAUAUCUGUCAUUAUUGUUUGUUUAUUAAGAUUAGAAGACUUUCUUUUAAUUUAGGUACUCAGCUACGCGAUUCAUCGACAUUUAUAAUCUGGACAAUUUGUCGUACGACCAAAAGCCCCCCACCGUCAAAGAUAGUUGGGAUUUUCCUGGAUUUAUUAAGAGUAUUGGUAUUCGAUCAAGACUUGACAUUGAAAAGGUGCAGUAUCGCAGUUUUACAAGAACUAUUGGGAAGAUUCGGAAAUAUUAUUGUUCCGAUCGGAGAUGAUCAUACCAGAGGUGAAACGAUUAUAGGAAUAAUGGAGGUAUUCAAUGAAUUGAGCCUUGUGAAUAAGACGGUAUCAUAUCAGGUUAUAGACCUAUUGUACUCGAAAAUUGAUCUAUCUUUCUUGAUUGAAGGAUUAGUGGAUCAUAUCAGCGAAUACGAUGGAAAUGGGAAAUAUCUAUGUAAAUUACUUCAACAACCACGUGAAUUGGAGUUAUCACCUCGUCAAGAAUAUGAUAUUGGUACCAUAACGAACAAAUUAGUUCGAGCCAAUAGAUGGCACAUAUUAUUUGAUUUUCCCGAGGUUCCUACCGAGUUGCUUCACUCAACCUUUGCAAAUUUUACAUACAGCGAAACCAAGGAAGCAAUGAUAUUGGGAUAUUUGAAGUUUCUUAUAUCCUACAAGUUUCCUACAGAUUCAGACUGGGACAACUUAUUCAAAAUUAUGAAUAAGAGCGAGUAUACCUCAGAAUUCCAAGUGUUGUUUUCGAAACUCGAUACCAUUCCAGAAGAUUCGUUAUUCGACCAUGUUCAAUUUUCCAGUACACUAUCGAACUGCUUAUUCAACUAUCGACAUUUCUCUCAGGUUGAAUUGAGUAUGAUUGUGAAAAUUAUGAGAAAUGAAAAAGUCGAUGCGGAAAUUAGGUCAAAUUUGAUAAACAACUUGAGUGAUAAUUUCCAGUUUCAUAACUUGAAUGUGGCAUCAUUAUAUGACUUAUUUGAUGACUAUACUACUACAGAACAGGGAGACGUUGGGUCGAAGAUUAGAUUGGCUAUGAUUAGAUUAGUUGGGAAUAAUAUUGAAUAUUUUUUUGGCAAUGACAUGAUUAAACUAAAAUUGAUUAGACUAUCAGGAGAAUUGAUGGAUAGAAUUAGACAUAGACUGUUUGAGUUAUUGUAUUUAUUGGAUCGUGACACGAUCGACGAGAUUUCACUUAAAGACCAUUACUGGAGUGAGCUAUUUAAUUAUUAUGGAGAAUUACAAGAGGGAAGGGAAAGAGAAGAAUUUUGGAAAGGACUAGUCUUUUCAGUGGGUUCAUUUACCGGUAAUCAACAGAUUAUAAAUGAUGCAUUUAAUGAGCUAUUAAGAUUUCAACCUAAUUUGGACGACUUUAGAAUAUUGACUAGCUUUCUUAAAUUGGAUAAAAAUAGUCCUUCUCGAACGCUAAAAUGUAUAACAAUGACAUUGAAUUUGUUCCUUAAGUUAUUGACAGCCAAUUUCCGAUUCCCGUCUGGGAUCGACUAUAAUGGCUUAUUUAUAAAGUGUUACAACUUGCAUAUAAACACAGGAAAUCUUACACGAGUCACCACGGUUCUUAGAAUAUUUUACUAUUUAUCGAAAGUUGACACAUCAUUAAAGCAAAGGAUUGACGAUAGAUUAUUCUGGUUAUUAACCAAGCACAAAUCUCCUAAGAUUAAGAUACUUGUCGGUCAAGAAAUUCUAUUUGAAAUUGUGAAUGAUUUACAAGACCUUGAAGCAUUAUCAAGAUAUGAUGAGGUUAAUUGGGAUGAGUUGAGUGAAGAAGAUAUAGUAUUUAUUAAAAGUAUUUUACAUUAA
Hemisphaericaspora subhashii is the source of this 2973-nucleotide messenger RNA. RefSeq lists its product as uncharacterized. The transcript has a single exon. Gene Ontology annotation, molecular function: GTPase activator activity; beta-tubulin binding. Gene Ontology annotation, biological process: tubulin complex assembly; post-chaperonin tubulin folding pathway; microtubule cytoskeleton organization. Bases 1 to 2973 code for a protein of 990 amino acids. Lineage: Eukaryota; Fungi; Ascomycota; Pichiomycetes; Serinales; Debaryomycetaceae. The record is from RefSeq and is a predicted model, not a curated record.